Messenger RNA from Dreissena polymorpha, 2488 nucleotides. RefSeq lists its product as uncharacterized. The transcript has 9 exons. Lineage: Eukaryota; Metazoa; Mollusca; Bivalvia; Myida; Dreissenidae. The coding region runs from base 84 to 1997 and encodes 637 amino acids. The record is from RefSeq and is a predicted model, not a curated record. Gene Ontology annotation, molecular function: calcium ion binding.
AUAUAUUGUGACGUCAUACCUCGCAACCAUGUCGCAACAAUGUCGAACAUUUGAUAAGCGGGAAAUUUAAUUUUUAACAUAAAAUGUCUCGUUUAGGUAAUCCACGCGAAGAAACUGGGGACUUGAAAAUUUCUCGUUUGGGCAAUCCACUCAAAGAAAAAGGAGACAUGACAAGCGCCUAUUCAAGUUUGCAAACCAGUGCUAUGAUGUUGAGAUUAUCAGGGAAACCUUUGGGAAAGAUAGGGGAACCAUUAAAGGUGGCCAGUAACACGACUGAACAGACUGAAAAGAAAAAUGCAUCCUCCAAAUCCAAGGACAUGAAAAUAAAAGAUAGGAAGUCAAAAGAGCAGAAAAGUAAAAGUGAUGCUCGUGGUGGAUCAGCAAAAAGCAUUUCAAAGGCAAAUGGUGUUGAUCUAAAGGAAGAUGAGCGCAAUCCAAUCGUGGAUGACUUGGACAUGGAAAUGGAUGAGCACGCUAUUGCCACUUUUCGUGAUCUCUUUAACACCCUGGACCAGUCGAACACUGGCAUCAUCACAGCUGACAAUCUUUAUGAGGAGUUGCGUCGUGUUGACAGCGAGAUCACAUUCAAUGAGGUGUCUGAGAUACUCAGGAAGGCUGACAAGAAUAAAGAUGGAAACAUCGACUUUGAUGAGUUCCUCUUUCACAUGACACACAUGGAAGGGGAUCAUCUGGGACCAGAGCAUGCUGACGAAGAAACAAAGCAGAAGUACAAGAGGAGAAAGCGACUUUUCUAUUCCGCUAUCACAAAAUUCUCCAUCCGCCAGACGCUUGCAGAUAUCGAGAAGACGUUCCGCAAACAGGCGCCACACCUGAUCAGCCACUACACAGCUGGUGCACGCCUCAUUGGUCUCACCACACGCCAGCUCGAACGGCAGAUGAAAAAGAUGCAGAAAUCAUGUGGGAAAAAUGACUCCCCAUACGCCAAGCCCUUGCAGUUUGUCCACAUGGGGGCGAAAAAGAUAGUACAUAGAAAGAAGAUUUUAAAGGAUAAGUCUUCUACGCGCGAGCAAAGCAAGACGAUCGUGAGCAACAGUGGUGAAGAGGAGACAGACACUACUGUGGCAAACCUAAGCAAGGAGAUCAAUGACACAAUGCGCCUAUUUGCAGAGCAAAAGGACAAUGGCUUCCCAAAACUGCACAAUGCCAACCUUAUCAUGGAACUGAGGCAGAAAAUCGGCACUGUGAAACUGAAGAUGCAGUCAAAGAAGAACAAAGCCCAACCCCAGGCCCAGACCCAGCCUGUUUCGACAGAAGCAACAACGCCAAUUCAGAACACGUGUGCCACCAGAGUGAAGCCAACAACAAUGGAGCGCCGGAGAAUAAAAAUUGUGGAUGAAAAAAAAAGCGAAGAGGUCAUGAGCAACCGAAAGAUGCUGUCCAUGAGUGCGCCCAACGGCAGAAAGUACAACAACAAGCACUCACUGGCUAUGGGACUUGGCUGGACCACCCCCCGUAUCCAGUACAUUGACGUGGACCUACCCAGCCUGAAAAUGUCGCAAACUUCAGAGAAACCAACAUUUAAUGAUCUUCACACAAUCAGGGCAAAGGCCAAAGAAGCCAUUGAUGCGUACUACCACAACCUGCGGCAGACAGAGAUCAGAAACGCCUGGGACCACUGGGACCGACUCUAUGCCGAUGUUGUCCUGCCAAAAAAGCUGCUUCGAAACUUCCGAGAAGUCUACAGUGCCUACUCGCCUCAUAGAGAGGAAGAAGCCUUUGUGGUCUGCCCCUGGAAACCCGGACCUUUCCGAUACAUCCGUCACAUGACCAUCCCCCCGACAUCACAGGACGUGGGCAAAGGCGUGGCCAACGCCAUGAAAGUACCGCCUAGGAUGAAGAAUCGAGGAAGAUUGGUUAUCAGGCCCUUAAAGAGCAUGUCGGUCACCAAACCAUUCGGGCGGAGCAGCUCUGCCCUCAUCAGAAACACGCCCAGUCCUGUUAACAGACCAGCAUCUAUGAUGUCUAACUAUGCUUAACUAACUACGACUGCAUUGCUUUAAAAAAAGUAUAACUUUCUUGUUUUUGGUAAACCAAAUUAAGAGUAUUUUUAUAAAUUUUACCUAUUGUUUCAUUUUUAUAGUUAAAAAAAUAUAAUUUUAAUAACUAAUAAUAGUAGUAUUUUUAUCUGUUUUUGCUUUGUUAGAAAUGGUUAUGCCAAUAACUUUAAAUAGUAAUGUUUUUUAAUUUUCAGUUUAGCUUCUAAAAUCUUUUGUAUGUUUGUAAUUGUAUAGUAUGCAUUCUGACAUAAUGAGAAUCUUCUUUCUUUUUGAGGAAGCUUUUUGUUGUAUUUUAAAUGAUUUUUAACUUAACCUUUUUUCAUGUUUAGGCAUAACAAUAUAUUAUUGGUAUAAUUUAAAUAAUAAAUUAAGCUUGUUUGUUUGUAAAUCAGUUUGAUAUACUGACUUUUUUGUAAAAAAUUUACAUAUUUCUUUUUUUUUAAUUGUCAAUAAAAAAUUGCAAAAUUUAA